This is a messenger RNA of Fraxinus pennsylvanica, 1287 nucleotides long. NCBI's taxonomy places the organism in Eukaryota, Viridiplantae, Streptophyta, Magnoliopsida, Lamiales, Oleaceae. The record is from the annotation of a GenBank genome assembly.
AUGAAUGGAAGCGCCUUGGGGAGUAGAUUUCACCGAUUGGUGGCUAAUGGCAUGGAUUUUGUCGAAAAGAGUGUUGCUACCUUGGUUUUGGUAUGUGAGUUGGGGGCAAUUAUGAGGGUCGUUUGUGGUGGUGUGUGGGCAGGUGAAGGAAUGUAUGGUGAUUCCCAUGCAUUAUCUUCUGAUUCGAGGCCUAUAAUUCCAUCCAAUUUGUGGCCUAAUGAACAGCAGCAGCAGCAGUUUCUAUUCAUGGAUUCUGAAACAAACACAAAUUAUAGCCAUCAAAACAAUUCUGGGUUAGCCAGGUUUAGGUCAGCUCCCAGUUCCUUGUUUGCUAAUUUUAAUAAUGGAGUUGAAACUCGAGGAUUGACUACAAUAUUUGAUUGUGGUGGUGAAAAGUCUGCCGUUAGUGAAUUUGCACAGUUGCCGCCGCAGAAUCCACGGCAAAGUGGUGUCCAUGUGGAUGGCGGCGGGUAUAAAGUUGCGGGUUUAAGGAGAAUGGAUCAUCAGGGACAAGGAAAAAUGGGUUUCAGUCUUAUGAGACAAAACAGUUCCCCUGCUGGACUCUUCUCUCACCACACUGCACAAAAUGGUUAUGCCACGGCAAGAGGUAUUGGAAGUUACAGAGCUGGUGCUAAUGUUGAUCUAAGUCCAUCUUCAAGCUCAUUCAAGAAUCAUAUGAGCUUCUCCUCCUUAGGAAUGUUGUCUCGAAUCACAGAAGUCGAGAACGAAAGUGGUGGAGCAAGUGGCCUUGAUGAUACGAAGGUCGGAAAUAGCAACUGCAUCAAUUUAUCAUAUAGUACUGGACUCCCGUUUGGUUCUUGGAACGAUUCUACAAAUUUUUUAGAAAACUUCAAUGGAAUUAAAAGGGAGUUUGAUAAUGAUGGGAAGGCUUUUGUGAAUAAUGAGAAUGGGGAGUUCGGAAAUAGGCCACAUAUUCUGUCGCAUCAUGUAAGUUUACCAAAGACUUCGGCUGAAGUGGCUGCCGUGGAGAAAUUUCUGCAGCUCCAAGACACUGUUCCCUGUAAAAUCCGUGCAAAACGAGGUUGUGCCACUCAUCCACGAAGUAUCGCUGAAAGGGUAAGAAGAACACGAAUCAGUGAAAGAAUGAGGAAGCUGCAGGAGCUUGUCCCGAACAUGGAUAAGCAAACGAACACGGCAGACAUGUUAGAUUUCGCGGUCGACUAUAUUAAGAACCUCCAGAUACAGUACAAGACGCUUAGCGAUAAUCGAGCAAAAUGCAAAUGCUCUGCCUCCCAGAAGUCCAUUCCAAAUCAAACACGAUGUUAG